CGGAAACCUAGACUUUUCUGAACAUGAGCAGUUCAAUUUCAGGCUGUGUCUUACGUCACAGGAGAGCGAGGGUACGAACGGAUGUGAUGACGAGUGUGUGUGUGUGUGAGAUCAAGUUCAUGUGAGAUCAAUCUGAUAACUUCUCUACGCCGGUGAUGUGGUGUGUAGUGAAUGGAUUGAACGAAAGAAAAAGUAAAUGAUUUCGCUCUCAAGCUGAAAAGGCAAAGCAAGAAAGCUCACGCCGCGAUUUUUUACACAGGACCCCCCGUGGACGAAGUUGUUGGCUUUCAUUUUGAUUUUCCCACCAACAGAUUUUUUGAAAGAUUACGUUCAGCUUUUUUUGGAAAGAUCUGCUAUUUCCGCGCACCGAUCUUUCGUGCGCGACGUUCGCAGGUGCCUUCUUUAGCCGGUCGCUCGCAGCUUCCGCUUCAUUGCAUGCCACUGUCGAUAGAUCAAGUUGAAGUUUAUUUUGAACUGCAAAAUACCAUUGCGAUAAGAACAGAUACAGAGUCACGAUCACCAUGAUCUCCACAAGCAGCUUCUUUACAAGAUCACUGUUUCCGAUUUUCUAGUUUCUUUCUCUUUAUUUUCUUUAUUUGAACGUAGAUGUCAAUGAAAAUAGAAUCACUCUCUUUCGGCGUUUUUCCAUUGUUACGUCUGGGAGCAUCGUGUUGAUAAAAGUUCGGGCCAACUUCUAGUAUUGCAAAUUCUAUUCUACUCAAACGAACGAUUUUUUUCGUUUGCCCGUACUAGUUGAUAGUUCUCACUCGUACUCGUGUGUUGUGUUGAAUACGCCAACAUAACUUGUGUGUCGCUUGUCGCCGUUUUCAAAACUUCUUCGCGCUCUUCUUUUUUUUUUCUUUAGUCAGAACCCCAUUGCGCACGAAAAUGCAAGUUCUUCGUUGGUCGUUUUUCACUGCUUCCCUUGCCGCGGUGGCACAGGAGAUGGCUCACGAAGGCGAUCCGGUAUGUUGGGAAGACGGGAUUCCACCAGAAUAUUGCUGCGGUGACGACUAUGGAGACGCAGGUAUGGUCUGCUGUGUGGUUGUAUUUUCUCAUCUUGUUGUACGAUGUUCAUCUGCAAAGUUUGACGAGUUUAUAAAAAAAAGGCUGCCUCGUCAUCGUGUUUCUUCGGUUUCUUUCGAUAUGGAAGGAAGGUAUUGGCGGGUAUUCGUAUUUCUUUUUCUUCCUUCAGGUACACCGUCCUGCUGGGUAAUGGGUUUCCGGUACACGCGGUGCUGCGGCGUGAAGAAGAAGAAGGCAUACACCCCGAGCGCGCGGCGCAGCAUCAAGCUGUCCAACCCGUGCGACUACAUCGUGGUCGGCGCGGGCUCCGGGGGCGCCACCGUGGCCUCGCGGCUGGAAACCGCGUACCGGGUUUGCCUGGUCGAGCAGAACAACGAGCCAGACAAGUACUGGAGCGAGGGCCACCCGGUGGGCCCGAAGGAGAAGGACUGGCAGUACAAGUUCGGGCGCGGCGUCGGCGGCAGCACGCUGAUCAACAGCGGUGUGUACACGCGCGGGAAUUUGGAGGACUACGCGGAGUGGGGCGGCGAGGAGUACUGGGGCGUGAACCGCACACUGGAGCUGUUCAAGACGCUGGAGCACCCGGCCAGCAUCCCUGGCUACGAGGUGGACUACGACUACCACCCGUACCGGAAAAACCCCGCGGAAAAGCCGGCACACGCGACACUGGUCUCCUCGGAGAGGCACGAACUGCCGCCGAUCUUCCGGGCGAUCGCGGACGCGUGGGAGGAAAACGGCCUGGGCAAGUACCGCGUGGACCCGCACAGCUCGACCGAGAUGACGGGGCUCGGCGGCGUGUGGCGGUGGAUGGGCUGCGGCGACGACAUGGACGCGGCCUGCACGCCGCAGCGGGUCUCCCGGUGGCGGUACGUGGGCCACGAGCGCAACCAUGAGAGCGUGGACGUCACACUGACCAAGUAUCGUUUUGAAAAUUUACCAUCUACUCCACCAUCCAAUAAUUUCAAUUUGCUGUCAUGCGCAACAUGUACGUACGGUAACGUAAGUUCUGUGUUAGUCAUGCAAAUGGUGGAUGAGAAUGCGGAUGGAUGCUAAAUUUUCAGACAAUACGAAGCCGAAGCUCUACAUCGGAAAAGUGACGAAGGUCCUGAUUCAGGACAACGUCGCGCGCGGGGUCGAGUUCAUCGACGACCGCGGGCAGAAGCUGCAGCUUAUGGCCAAGCGCGAGGUCAUUCUGGCUGCCGGCGUGGCGUACACGUAUCAAACAAAAAAGUGUUAACGUUAACGGUUUUCACAAAUAGCAGUCACGCAUUACAAAUUUUGCCUUCCAUGCAUGCUGCGCAAUACAAAUUUGGGCACUUUUUCUGAUGCGUUACUGCAUUACAAAUUCCGUUAACGUUAACACUUUUUCUUGUGAUAACACGCCCAAGAUUUUGAUGCUCAGCGGCGUCGGGGACCCGCUCGAGCUGUCGGCGCUGGGGGUCGAGGUGGUCCAGGAGGCGCCGCACGUGGGCCUGCACCUGCAGGACCAUUAUGGGUUCUCUUCCACCGUAGAAACGAAUCUGAAGUGUCCGAAGGACGCGCACCGCGAUGAGCACGGGGUUCCGCGGGGGGGCACGCACCUGGGCUUUUUGAACGACUUUCUGGCCCAGUUUUACGGGUUCUACAAGCUGCCCGACACCAACGUCUUCUUCGAGAUGUUCCUCAUCGAGGGCUGCCAGGAGGAAAAAUACACGCUCACGUUCACCGUGCUGUUACUCUCCCCCUCCAACGAAGGACGAAUCGUGCUCGACUCCGCGGACCCGGAGGAAAAACCGCGGCUGGCUAUCUACCCUCACGUCCACGAAGAGGACCUAAACUAUCUAAACUACGUAUGCCAUGAAGAAAGGAGUAUGCUUGUCCUGUGAGUUUAUUGCUUAGACGCUUAAGAAAAAAUGCAUGAUCGAUGAACGACCUCAAGUUACAAGGAAGAGGAAGCUCAUACAUGUGUUACGUCCUUUGCUUGUAUCAUCAUCUGCACGAUUGGCACCACGGAGAUGUUGCGCACUUUCGCUUCCUCAAUGUUAAUGCUUCUGCUAGAAAAAGAAAGUAGAGCGGGCAAGCAGAGUUCGUUUUUUUCUUUGGCAUACUGUGCUUUGCGCAUCUUGUACGUGAAAAUAUUCCCCGCGUUGCGCCAGUGGGACGCCCGUAUUAGCCCCGACGUGAGUGUGAUGUCAGACGAGACAAAGGCCAAAGCGUAAGCUUUCUUUCUCACCUUUUCACUGAGACGACGCACUGAGUUUGUAAGUGUGUACGAAUGAAGACCACGAAGAGCUCCAGUACUUAACUUGAAAACAUUGAAUCUCAAACACACUCGCACCCACAGGUGGAUCAAGGAGAAUCUGUACUAUUAUUCGCACCCAACCGGCACGGUGAAACUGCACGCCCAGGAUCCUGAUGGCAGCGUGCUGAACCCGGAUCUGACCGUGAAGGGCGUGCAGAACCUGCGCGUCUGCGACGCGUCGGUGUUUGGAAAAGCGCCGAUCGGGCAUUCCGACGGUCCCACGCGGAUGAUCGGGGCCAAUUGCGCGAAAAUCAUCAUGGACAAAGACAGAGCAAACAUGCCGGUCAUCGGGUACUUAUCGCGUUUUUCUCGUAGCUGCUGCUGCGUCGGACGUUUUUGCUGGCACACCGGCUGCACUUUGAUAGCCAACUACGCAGUCAAAUUUCUCUGCAGAUACGAGUAGAAAGAGAGACACAGCCCCGUACUACACUUCUUGUUCUUACAUAAAUUUUCACUAAAUAAACCCAGGUAUGGUACGAACAACGAGCUGAAAGCUUUUCACAUUUCGUAUUUCCUCACUGCUGGCGGGCGGCUGAUCGACACCGCGAUUACCUAUAACAACCAGGAGAUCGUCGCCGCCGGGAUCGGUCAGAGCAAAGUACCGAGAGAAGAAGUUUUUCUGGUGACCAAGGUCGGCCCGGACAUGUUUGACGACACCUACCAGGCCAUUAAGGACGACCUCGCGAAGUGGAAGGGCAAAACCAAGCACGGCGACAUUGCGCGCGUGACCUAUUUCGACCUCGUCCUCCUGCACUGGCCCAACCUGUACUCGACCGACCUGAAGGCCCCUAAGUGCGCGUCGGAGCCGGAGGGGUGGGUGGGGUGCCGCAAGCUGGCGUGGCAGGGGCUGGAGAAGUUGGUGGCCGAGGGGAUCACGCGCUUCAUCGGCGUGUCCAACUUUGACGUGAAGCACCUGGAACCGUUGCUGGACUGGGACCAGCGGAAGUACCCGAUCUACGCGAACCAAAUCGAGUUCGGCAUGUUCCGGACCCACGCUUGGGACACGGUCAAGACCUACUGCGACCAGAAGGGGAUCCGGGUUAUGGCCUACGGCGUCAUCGGCGGCUUAAAACGAGAAAUGCUGAUCGACCACGACCUCGUCAAGGCCGCAGCAGAGAACCGCACCGCAGAAAGCGCCAUGUUCCAGUGGGCGUUAAAUGAGGGCGUCACGGUGCUCCAGGGCAGCAAGAAGAAAAAGCACAUGGAUCAGUUCCUGGCACUGGCACCCACCCAAGAGAAGGUGAUAAAAACUGACAUUCCAAUGGACGAGCGGACCAAGUGCUACGAACCCGACGUAUCAACGAAAAAAUCUUCUGCAUCACUGUGACCCUGCACAAAACAGACACGUUGGUUGUGCAUUUGUAUCGAUGUGAAAGAAUGUUGUCCAAGAAGAGCAAGAUGUGCCAUGUUUUGUUAAGCUGUACUUCUACUUUUUUGCAUUGCAACGCCUGAUAUAAUUUGUCAUGCUACACUGCUCGACGAAAGAAUGCGACCGCGAGCGUCACAGGGAUACAGUUUUUUUCAUGCGAUAACGGGCCGUAAACUACGAAUGAGACCGGUCGUCUCAGCAUAACUUUGACGUCCAGCUUUCAUCGUGCUGGUCUCAUCUUCAUCUCAUUUCUUCUUCUUGUUUUCACACACAGAAGUCAGCGGGCCACAUCAUGCCAAAGCUUUGCAUUCCAACGUGGCAAGAACAAAUUUUCGCGAUUAUGUCAGUAUGAUUUGAGAAACGCCGUAGGAUAACGCGUUUGCUAUUUUCCUCGCCCAUGCAUUUGAUGGCGAUCUUCCCACGUUCUUGAUCAUUGAUUGGUAGAGAUUGUCACCCUAAAACUGAACGACCACAAUAUACAAAAAUUACAGCAAGCUGUAGCUGUCAAAACAAGGUUUAUCCGCGAGAAUACAGAAUGUUGAGAAUCUGUUUGGCAUGCCAGCGCUUCAGCGUCGAAAUAAGAAUGGAGCAGCAGCAUUGCCGUGAUAGAAAGGAGUACUAUCAAUUGCAACUAACAUACCAACACUCACCCACGCAGUGAUGGGGAGGGGGA
Molecule: messenger RNA, 5349 nt
Organism: Amoebophrya sp. A120
Lineage: Eukaryota; Dinophyceae; Syndiniales; Amoebophryaceae
Source: the annotation of a GenBank genome assembly